This is a messenger RNA of Linnemannia hyalina, 3306 nucleotides long. NCBI's taxonomy places the organism in Eukaryota, Fungi, Mortierellomycota, Mortierellomycetes, Mortierellales, Mortierellaceae. The record is from the annotation of a GenBank genome assembly.
AUGAUGGACGUCCUCGAGAAAACAACAACUGAGAUCAAUCACCUUCAUGGAAGCGAGAUUGCCCAGGUUACUCGAUCCUCGCUGACUGAUGAAGAAGGAAGAGGAAAGAGGUCGCUUUUGGGGAUCGGACUCUUUCAUAUCGAUCUUGUUGACUCGAUCCAAUAUGCUGGCGUUCCUGUCAAUGUGACCAUCAACGGCAAGACACGGUGUCAGGGUUAUAUCCCUACCAUCGUCAAUAAGUGCGGCUAUUACUUGAAGGAACACGCGACACAAACCCGAGGCAUCUUUCGGGUGAGCGGCUCUGCCAAACGAGUCUCUGAAUUGCAGAUCAUCUUCGACACCCCUCCCAACUAUGGAAGCCAGCUGGAAUGGACAGGGUUCACAGUCCACGAUGCCUCAAACGUCCUCCGCCGAUACCUCAACCACCUCCCCGACCCCGUCAUCACCCUCGAGUACUACGAAAAAUUCCGUGAUGUCCACCGCAAUCUAACGGACGAUGAGGAAAAGAUCAUUGCAUAUCAGGAAUUAAUUAGCAAACUGCCACCCCCGCAUGCAUGUCUUCUCAUGUACCUAUUGGACCUCCUGUCGGUCUUUGCGCACCACAGCGAGGAGAACCUAAUGGACUCUAAAAACCUGGCAUCUGUAUUUCAACCUGGCGUAAUAUCACAUCCCAACCACGCCAUGUCACCAGGAGAGUACAUGACUUCGGCAGGCGUUCUCAAAUUCCUGAUCGACAACCAGAGCAGUUUCACCAUGCCCAAGCCCAACAUUGACGAAGAUGAUGAGGAGAUGAUCAACUUUGGACUCGGAAGCCCGUCUCAAGGCCGUUUACCUGCACACGGUCCACCUACACGAGGGUUGACAUUUAGUGGAGGAUAUGUUACUGCAGCUGACCACGAACGGAUCUAUGGUUCCAUGUCUGGACCAGGAGUCACCCUCGAUCCAGAGGAUGCUGCCAUCAAACGGCGACUGUCCUUGCAGAGGCCUACUAUACCCCGCCCAUCAUUGCCUGGCAACACCCCACAACGGAGUCACUCAACCACCUCCAGCACAAGCAGUCAUCACAGCCACUCCAACGUCUUUUCGUCGACAUUUAUUGCACGGAGGCGGUCCAGUAGGAUGUCAAGGACUGGGUCCAAAUUGCUGAGCGAAAGCGAUCUUCAGGCUAUUGCCUCAGAGACAGUCCAAGAUCUGUCUGAUAUCCCAGAGAACCCAAGGUUGGCCGAGGACAAAGUCGGACCCUUGCAGCGGACCUCAUCGAUUCGUAAAGCAAGCACAUCCCCUGUCAUCCCGUCAGAGGAUGCUGGCGACGACUUUUCAUCAUAUCUCAACCUUCGGAAGCAACUCAAGAGCGAGGGAUUGCAUCGCGAACCAUCCGUCUUUUGCCAGACGGUUGAGAUCCAGUUUCCGGCGCCUCCUGUUCAAACGGAACCUGCUAAUUUCAAACCGUCGCCACCAACAAACUCUCUUCUUCCUCCAUCUGCCUCUACCCUCCCACCUGCUCCCAUGAAAUCACCACCUACCCACUCGUCAGAACGGUCGAAGAAAAGCUUCGGCGAGCCAUUACUAAGAGCCGGCAGAAACAUUCCUGUCCCAUCAACCACAGCCCAUGUUCACAUCCCGGAUCGUCCACUUUAUCAACACGAUGAGGGUUACAUUGCUCCUCCACCGCCUUCGCAUCAUCAAGAGGGGCCACGACUUGGUCUGGGAUUGAGGCGGAUUUCGGGCGCAGGACAGAGCGCUCAGAACAUGAUGUCGGACCACACCGGCGGCGUCGCCCGGCAGCGACAUAUUAACCCAGGCAUGGCAAUCGCUAGAGCCAAGAGCAACCCCGGAGACCUUGUCAGUACUGGAUCACGAAACGCAGCACAUGGCACCUCCGGAGGCCUUGGUGGUGGAAAUCAGGCUAUGGAGAAAUUCAAGGGCCUCUUCUCUGGCAGGAACAAGGACCACGAUACUGGCUCGGGAAAGGACGGCGACUUCAAGCCUGAAAAGCGACGCGAGUCGCUGACAGACAAGCAGCGCAAGUACAGGAGUCAGGAAGUGACGUUGUCCCAGCUUCAAGGCACGCCAGGAUCUGGUUGGCGGGGACCAGUGACGAACCAGACUAUUAAUGAAAACGAUGGCGUCAAACCCGAGCGGCCUUAUGUUCAGCCACCGCCACCAAUUCCUCGAGAGUCUCCUCAACGGCCUGCUCCUCCUCCACCCGAGGGAUCUCUAAUGGAUCUUCUUGACCUUCCUCAGAGAAUUGGCCAUUCCUCUGGAUACACAUCUUCCUCGGGCGGCUCUCGAUCCGGCUCACCCUCGCAUGGAGCAUCUUCCAGGCGCGCCCUCCCUACCAACUCAUCGUUUACCUCGGUGUCAUCGGCCAGUCCGACGCCAAGUGCAGAUCGAUUAUACCAAGGACGGGGUCUGGUCUCUCAAGGAAGCUCGGCAUCACUCGAGCCUGCCGCUCCUGGCGAUGCCUCACGCCCGCCUCAGCGUUCACCAAGAAACCGAUACUCGCCACAGUUUGACUCUCUCCAUCAAGGUCACCUCCCUUCGGAUCACCUUCAACAGCAACACCAACAACACCUUUUACCAUACGGAUCUUCACGCCCAUACCAGCACUCUGGACACAGCCCUGACCUCGGAUACGACCACGAGGAAGGACAUCCAUUUGCGCCUCCACCUCCUCCUUCACACCUUUACGAUUCUUCACCCAGGAGCAGGCAAGGGUCCUUUGGAUCCAACCACACCUAUGACUCUACUAAUAACGCACAACAACUGCCACCACCCGUACCGACACCUAAAUCCAGGGAGCGUAAGUCUCCUCGUGAAGGAUCAACUUCUUCCUUCCGGGGGGACGCGACACCGCCACGAGCCCGGAGCAACUCUUCAAGGAACUCUUCGCCCGUCAACUCGCCUUCACUCAAGCCGUUGGUCCGAAAUGUCUCUCAUCAGAACGCAACAGGAACACAUGGUUCUGGCGGCGGAAACCACCAUGCGCCUUCUCCUCUCGCCGAGGGUCUAGGAAAUGGAUCUGGAUCUGGGCACUACGUCAGCUCAUCUCCCUCCAGUCGAGCUCGGAGCCGCGCGCAAAGUCGCGACGAGAACCAUUUCCUCCAACGGACGGGCACUGGCAGCAGUAUUGGCGGGGGAUCUGCAGCACAGAGGAGCUAUGAACGUGAACGAAGUCGGUCUGCGGCUGCACUCACCGCUUCUUAUGUCCCUUCUCCUUCUCCCACUCCAUCCCACCCUCAUCCUCACCAGCACCAGCAUCAACAGCAACACUCUUCCAGCAGCAACAACUCUCCUUCACUCUAA